AUGAGUUCCCUGACCUCUGACCCUAACCAGACAGAGAACAUCAACACCAUCAUCCGACCCCCUUACUUCUUCAUCAGUGGUUUCAUAGCCAUCCCCCACAUGAAGUACUACUACGUCUUCCUCUGUUUUGUAUACAUCAUCUCUCUGGUUAGUCCAUAGCUCUGGUCCAGGGUGUUACUAACUAGCUCUGGUCCAGGGUGUUACGUGCGGCCAGCAUCAGCUAGUUGGUCCAGUUGAUAAAACUCAAAAGUUGUUCACUUUCCUAUAGAAGUAAAAUUUAAGAAAACAUAAUAUACAUUUCAGCUGAACUAUGUUGGGGCCUAUAGCACAACCCAUAGUCACUGGCCUAAUGCAUGUACCUGUAUUUCCAUUUUGGUUCAUUUCUGCUGUGUGUGUGUGUGUCUGUGUGUGUGUAUUGGGUCUAGGUGAGCAACGCCUUCGUCAUGACUGGCAUCUACGUGGACCGUAGUCUCCACAGGUAAUCAGACCUCUUUUAUCUCAUUAACAUAAUACAGUAUAAUACUUCCUUCAUAGACAUGUGUGGGAACACGUCCUACUCCCCAAUCUCCUUUACAUGACAUUUAUAUUAAUAUUAUUAGAUAUUUAUGUUAUGAUCUUACCUUACAGCCCCAAGUACAUUGCUGUGUUCAACCUGGCCUUCACAGACUUGUGUGAGAGCACGGCCCUGGUCCCCAAGAUGCUGGAUAUGUUCCUGUUCAGCAGACAGCUCAUCUCCUACGACCAGUGCCUCACUAGCCUCUUCUUCAUCUUCCUCUUCCUCACCAUGCAGUCCUUCAACCUCACCAUCCUCUCCUAUGACAGGCUGGUGGCCAUCUGUUGCCCACUCAGGUCUCAGAUAAUAAAUCAAAUCAUAAACUAAAUUAAAAUUCAAAAAGCCUACAUUAUGUGACCCUUAUGGGAUAAAUAACGUAUUUUUAAUUGAAUGAUUAGAUUUAUUUGACAAUUUAUUCAAAAUUAUUUUGAAAAAUGUAUUAAAUAAAAAAUAUGUUUUAACACACCAUAUGUAUCCAUAUGGAUACACUGUAUAUAUAGAAGGAUAUAGUUACCUGGCAGCGGAGCCACCUUCAUCACAGAGGUUUACCCAGGGUGAGGCUUGGCCAUUGCACUCGGGCCGUGCUGACUCCUGCAAGUUCCCCAAAUGUGGGAAUCUCGACUGAAUAAUUAUAAAACCAUUGAGGAUAAUAACACGAUAAAGUUGAACAGAUGAUUAUUUCCCACAGAGAUCCUAUUAAAUUACUAGAGGGGCUAUGUCAUCAACCCUCAAAGUUCCAUUCUAGUGUUCUUUCCAGGUACCACAUGAUGGUGACUCACAGGUCCAUGCUCCGGCUGACUGGGGCUGCCUGGACGUUUGCUGUGUUGAUGGUGUUGAUCUCUGUGGGCCUCAUCACCCGCCUCUCUUUCUGUAGGUUAGUAUGUACCAUGUUGUAGUGCAAUGACUCUACAGCAAAGCAUAGCUUCUGUGAAUAUAGCUUAAUCUGAUCAAUCAAAUCAAACUUUAUUUCAAGUGCAUUUAAAAUUGCAAAACACUUCACAGUAAACCAAUAAAAUGAAGGAGAUUAAAAAAAACAGAAUGUUAUGUUGUUGUUGUCAAUUGUCAGGUUGUUGUAAAGGUUAAAUUUAAAUGAUGUCUUUGACUCAGUGCUGUAAAGUUGAUGGCUCAAUGUUGUCAUUAACUCAGUUCCUCUUGAAUGUGAGACUAAUUCCAACAGAUAAGGAGGUGAACCUGUAGCCGAAAGGUCACGGGUUUGUAACCCUGGAGAAAACAUGAGCAGAAGACACAUUUCUGUUGUUCGCUCUGAUAUCUGGACAAUGUAUUGUAUUGUAGGUCUCUGGUGAUCAACAGCUACUUCUGUGACCACGGUCCCCUGUUCCGUCUGGCGGCCCCCUGUUCUGAUGUGGUCCCUAACCUGAUGAUGGCGUAUAUCAAUCCCUGUGUAGCCCUCUAUCUCCCCAUGGUCUUCAUCAUAUCAUCCUACAUCUGUAUCACACACGCCCUGUUCACCAUCACAUUGCCCCAGGACAGGUGAGAAGUAAUCCAGAUUGGUAUCAGUAAGUCAAGUCAAGUCAUUAAGUAGCCUUGUCCAAGCCAAAACGGCCCAUAUACUGAUUGGUGUGAGGCCUCAGAAAUAUGUUGUUAGAGUGAUGGACUUGUUAGAGUGAUAAAUGCUGGGAAAUAUUGAGAAUACAAUUAAACUUACUGGAUAGAUGAUCACAUACUGUAUAUAUGUAGGUAUACAUACAUACAUACCUCUCUCCCUCCACCUCUCUCUCUCUCUCUCUCUCUCUCUCUCUCUCCCUCUCUCUCUCUCUCUCUCUCUCUCUCUCUCUCUCUCUCUCCCCUUCCCAGACUCAGAGCCAUUAAGACAUGCAGCUCACACCUAAUACUGGUUGCCAUAUUCUACUUGCCUGUUAUUUUAACAUACGUCCUCCAAACCCUCGUACCAACCAACGCCCGGAUCAUCAAUCUCUCCCUGACCUCGGUACUGCCACCCAUGCUCAACCCCAUCAUAUACGUUCUGAAGACGGAGGAGUUUAAGGUAUCGGCCAAGAAGCUAUUCAGAAGAGGGGCCCAGAGAGCUGUGGCGCCGGUGAAAUUAACAUGA
Messenger RNA from Coregonus sp. 'balchen', 2624 nucleotides. The record is from the annotation of a GenBank genome assembly. Lineage: Eukaryota; Metazoa; Chordata; Actinopteri; Salmoniformes; Salmonidae.